This is a messenger RNA of Clarias gariepinus (North African catfish), 479 nucleotides long. RefSeq lists its product as uncharacterized. Bases 101 to 418 code for a protein of 105 amino acids. The record is from RefSeq and is a predicted model, not a curated record. Lineage: Eukaryota; Metazoa; Chordata; Actinopteri; Siluriformes; Clariidae. The transcript is spliced from 3 exons.
GUGUGUGUGUGUGUGUGUGUGUGUGGUAACAGGUAUUAUUUGCAAGAAGAGUCAUAAUCUCCAAAAGAGAGGUUGUCUGGGGAACAGGACACUGAGAAAGAUGAGUGUCUGUUUCCCAGGGGGUGUUCCCCCAUUCAGUGGCGGGGCUAGUGGCACCGGAGGGCCAGGUGGCAGCGGUGGGGCCGGUGGCAAUGGAAGUGAUGGUAAUGAUGUAGGUGAAAAACUCAGAUGCUGUGAUGGCAACGGACGUGCUGCGGAGGGCGGUGCUGGUGGUAAUGGACCUGGUGGUGGAGGCGGAGGAGGUGGAGGAGGUGGAUGCUGUGGUGGUGGCGGUGGUGGUGGAGGUGGCGGUGGUACUGGAGGCGAAGGUUCAUCCCAACCACUUCCCUGGAUCAAGAAUAAAACUGAUCUGUUCUGAGUCUCUCACACAGAGGAGUAUGACAACAAACUUCUAAAAUAAAAAUACUUUUAAAAAAGAA